Molecule: messenger RNA, 1257 nt
Organism: Microthlaspi erraticum
Lineage: Eukaryota; Viridiplantae; Streptophyta; Magnoliopsida; Brassicales; Brassicaceae
Source: the annotation of a GenBank genome assembly
AUGGAAAUGAAGUGUUCGAGCUGGAUUUUGAUCCUCCUCGUUUGUAACCUUACCGUCUCGACGAUUUCUGCUUUCCGUCUGAGUCGAAGUCAACCAACCGAACGAAUUUCAGGCAGUGCUGGUGAUGUGUUGGAAGAUGAUCCCGUGGGAAGACUGAAAGUCUUUGUUUACGAGCUUCCAAGCAAAUACAACAAGAAGAUACUUCAAAAGGAUCCAAGAUGUCUCACCCACAUGUUUGCAGCGGAGAUCUAUAUGCAGCGGUUUCUCUUGUCAAGUCCAGUUCGUACACUUAACCCGGAGGAAGCUGAUUGGUUCUACGUCCCUGUGUACACCACUUGUGAUCUCACUCCAAACGGGCUUCCUCUGCCCUUUAAAUCUCCGAGAAUGAUGAGAAGUGCCAUUCAGCUCAUUGCUUCCAACUGGCCGUACUGGAAUCGCACAGAGGGAGCUGACCACUUCUUUGUUGUGCCUCAUGACUUUGGAGCCUGCUUCCAUUAUCAAGAAGAGAAGGCAAUAGGAAGAGGAAUACUAACCCUGCUUCAACGUGCUACACUGGUGCAGACAUUUGGACAGAGGAAUCAUGUUUGCUUAAAAGAGGGUUCGAUCACUGUGCCUCCGUAUGCUCCACCGCAGAAGAUGCAGUCACACUUGAUUCCCGAGAAAACUCCUCGGUCCAUCUUCGUUUAUUUCAGAGGAUUGUUUUACGACGUGGGAAAUGACCCUGAGGGUGGUUACUAUGCGAGGGGCGCAAGAGCAGCUGUAUGGGAAAACUUCAAGGACAAUCCAUUGUUCGACAUCUCCACAGAGCACCCAACAACAUAUUACGAGGACAUGCAGAGAGCAAUCUUCUGCUUAUGUCCACUUGGAUGGGCUCCAUGGAGUCCAAGACUGGUUGAAGCCGUGAUCUUCGGUUGCAUCCCUGUGAUCAUAGCAGACGACAUCGUGCUACCUUUUGCGGAUGCGAUCCCUUGGGAAGAUAUUGGUGUGUUUGUGGAUGAGAAGGAUGUUCCUUACCUGGACACUAUACUCACAUCGAUCCCACCGGAGGUUAUACUGAGGAAACAGAGGUUGUUGGCAAACCCGUCGAUGAAACAGGCGAUGCUGUUUCCGCAACCGGCUCAACCAGGGGAUGCGUUUCAUCAAGUGUUGAAUGGGUUGGCUCGUAAGCUGCCACAUGAGAGGAAUGUGUAUCUGAGACCUGGUGAGAAGCUGUUGAACUGGACGGCAGGACCGGUCGCUGAUCUGAAACCUUGGUGA